AUGAUCGGCAAACUAUUGAUCCCACGCGAUUCGCGCCAUUCCGGAGGCUGGGAAUAUCAUCUCAUCACCCUUCAGGCGGCAGAACAUGAAUGCGCACGAGUCGACUCAUGCGCAUUUGUCAAUAAUAAUCUGAUGAGCUCGAGGUUCUUCGUUCAAGAGGAGCAGACAUUCCCAGCCAGCCUCAAUAGCAUCCCCGCCAACGACCUCUUCGAUGGCUACAUGCUCCUGUGA
Messenger RNA from Penicillium pulvis, 231 nucleotides. RefSeq lists its product as uncharacterized. The record is from RefSeq and is a predicted model, not a curated record. NCBI's taxonomy places the organism in Eukaryota, Fungi, Ascomycota, Eurotiomycetes, Eurotiales, Aspergillaceae. The transcript has 2 exons. The coding region runs from base 1 to 231 and encodes 76 amino acids.